Messenger RNA from Aureobasidium melanogenum CBS 110374, 774 nucleotides. RefSeq lists its product as uncharacterized. The coding region runs from base 1 to 774 and encodes 257 amino acids. The record is from RefSeq and is a predicted model, not a curated record. Lineage: Eukaryota; Fungi; Ascomycota; Dothideomycetes; Dothideales; Saccotheciaceae. The transcript has 2 exons.
AUGAUUGCCGACGAUGAAAUCGCCAAUUACGAAGAUUUUCGUGACUGUGUCUCCGAAUUGUUGAUCUCGAGACUCUCUGGCACUGCAGACAAGAAGAAAAAGAAAGCCACCAAAGGCCGCAAGAAUGAAAUCAAGCCUGUGAGCAAACCAGAGCAAGAUCAAGAGGACAAUGAUGCUCUGGCUGCUGAUUUGGGUGAGACGAUAGAGUAUCUCGCUUCCGAGAUAUUUCCUUCCUUGCCUGAUGAUCUGCGAACCAUAUCAUACAGCGACAUCCAAAAUGAUGCUCAGCUGGCUGAAAAGUACAGCGUGCCUCUGGAUUCAGACGUCUACGAGGACCUACUACAACCAAUGCCACUCUCUGUGUCAGACUCAUUGACCUCCUACGGUCUGAUAACCGACCCGAUGGACCUGUCACGACUGCUCGAACCUGUCUUCACGUCGUACAUCACGAGUAGGACCACCGCACCACCAGAGUUCGUGCCUUCCAGUCGAGCCACCGAGUGUGAGAUUUGUGAGAGAGAACAUCUUCCUCUUACUUACCAUCACUUGAUUCCGAGGGCUGUGCAUGCAAAGGUUGUCAAGCGUGGCUGGCAUGCUAGUUGGGAGUUGAACAAAGUUGCUUGGUUGUGCAGAGCUUGUCAUAGUUUUGUGCAUCGACUUGCGACCAACGAAGAAUUGGCCAAGGAGUGGUAUAGCAUUGAGUUGUUGUUGGAAAGAGAUGAUGUCCAGAAAUGGGCAAUUUGGGUCAGCAAGGUCCGGUGGAAAGCCAAGUAG